UGGUGAUAAAAAUCAAUCAGAAUUAGAAAAUGUUGAUAAUAUUCAAGUUGUUCGGGUUGUACCAUUACCACAUGCACGUUCCGAAGUAUGGACUUAUUUUGGUUUUGUUGCCAAUGAUGAUGGUCAAAUAAUGGAUCGUACAAAAGUUGUUUGUAAAAUAUGUGCAUCAACAUUUUGUUAUUCCGGAAAUACAACAAAUUUUUAUUCACAUUUAAAAUCAAUGCAUUCAGAAGUACAGAUGCGUAAUACACCAACAUCGAAAACAUCACGUCAAUUAAAACGAUCAUAUUCAAAUUUUAUGGAUGAUACUAUUGGUAAUGAUAGUAUGGAUAUUGUCGGUACAUCAAAUGAUAGUUAUUAUCAUUCAAAUAAUAAUAAUAAUAAUAAUAAUAUUGGUCAAAUAACAAUUGAAGAUGAACCAUUACCUGAUCGUAGUUUAGAUAGUAUAAUAUUUGUUGAUGAUAUAACACAAUGUUUAAUUGAUUUUCUUGUUACUGAUUGUCGACCAUUAUGUGUAUUACAAGGAAAAGGAUUUCAACGUUUAUUACGGCUAUUAGCACCUGGUUAUAUAAUGCCUGAUAAACAACGUUUAUCAAAUCAAUUACGUAAACGUUAUGAUGAAUUACGUAAAACUGAUCAUGAACCAUCAACAAUGGAAAAAUUUGAUAAUUUAACAUAGAAAACAUUAAAAAAAACAAACAAAACAAAAUCGCUAGUUAUCAUCCAUUAUAUUCCAUUCAUCAUCAUUUCAAAAAUCAUCACUUUUUUGGUCAAACAACCAACUAUUUUCACACACACACAAAAUCAAUCUUUUCCAAUUCUUUUUUUUCCAAACAUUUAGUAAAAAAACAAAG
Messenger RNA from Dermatophagoides pteronyssinus (European house dust mite), 854 nucleotides. RefSeq lists its product as uncharacterized. NCBI's taxonomy places the organism in Eukaryota, Metazoa, Arthropoda, Arachnida, Sarcoptiformes, Pyroglyphidae. The record is from RefSeq and is a predicted model, not a curated record. Gene Ontology annotation, molecular function: DNA binding.